AACCUGGCCGCACGGUAGGAGGGUGAAGCUGUUUUCUCUGUGGCGAGCACAGAGGGGUGCAAGGCCACACCGGCACUUCGGAUCGGAUCGUGUUAGGUUCAAGGUUAAAAAGUCUGGAAAUCGGAGAGUUGUCUGCACAAUGAGUCGAGCUCUACUGAUACCCUUAUGUGCUGCCUUUCUAACUGUGGGGAUAUGCGAAGCACGUUGCAGUCGCUCGAGGCCAAAAUCCUGCGGAAGGACAGUGUCGUCUUACCGCGGCUGGAUAAAAUCACCAGGAUUUCCGCGCCCAUACCCCUCCGCCAUGACAGAAGAUGAUCGGAUUUGCACCUGGACGAUACGUCUCCCCCUCUCCCGCGGCAUCAAGAUCAUACUGUACGGCUUCGAUUUGAAUUUUGAAAAGACAGGGGUUGGGCCGACAAAUGAUGCAUUACAGAUAUACAUGGAUGAGUCAUGUAACACUCUGCUGAGAAAUUAUGAGGGGAACUAUACCGACGCGGACCUAAUUCACGUUCCCAGCAACAAAGCGUGCAUCAAAUUUCUCAGGAGAACAGAACAAAAUUACCAACACAACGGAUUUUCCUUGGGUUAUGAAGCUGUUGAUGCCAGUGAUGAGUGUGACAGCAAUCAGACAACCACUCUGACGUCUGAUGAAGGGUACAUCUACAGUCCAGGAUACCCCGUAGCAAGUUAUGAACAGGAACUCAACUGCACGUGGCUCAUCCAAGCCGAGCCCGACCAGACAAUCCAGAUAACAUUCCUAGAUUUCCAACUCAGCUAUACCUUCAGCUGUGACUUUGCCACUGAUUACGUUCAGGUUUUCGAGUUGAAUUCAUCUCUGAACUUUAAAUACUGUGACCAGGAUUCUCCGGCUCCGUUCACGAGCUACUCUAAUAUCAUCUCGGUAUUCUUCAAAUCUGGAAGGUGGAGGAACAAAGGAUUCUGGCUACACUAUAAGGCAAACACUGCUGGUGUCCUGUCAGACGAGCCCAUCCCUGACUACCGCCAGAUCGUGGACGAAUGGAGGAAUUCAAAUUCGCCACUGAUGCCGCACGAAGGUAGGAAACGGGGAAUAAGACCAUGGCAAUCUUAUGCUGAAUCAAAGGGACAUUUUGUGGCCGUGCGGGUUAUCCUUGUAACAUCGCUGUCGGCAGCAACCGUCUUCAUCGCAGGAUUAUAAUUCAGAUUCCUGACGUAGAGAUAUAGAAACCAUUCUCUAUAUAGAUAAAGACGUUUACAUGAUUUAUCGGUUUGCAACUAUUGUAGAUGGGCUGAGUACCAUCGAAAGUGUAUAUAAUGUUUCGAGUGACAGAAACGUUGUAGUAUCGUUUUCCAACACGUUCUCCUUGUUUAUGUUACAAAAGAACGUUGUGCUUGUACAUGUACUUGUGUCUGUAUGAUUAGGACCUGAUGUUGAAAAUAAGUCUGAUGCAUUUCAGAUUGACAUUGCUAAAUAGCAUUUGUUGGAUCACUCCAGACGAAAUUUGAAUAAAGGAUCACAUAAAAUUAAUUUUCCAAGGCCUUAGAUGACGUUGCAUCGUUUUUUUUUAAGUAUAUCGAUGACAAUGUGUGGGAUGAGUUGCAGUCCGACCGUUGCAGUAUUUGUCGUGAAUUGCAAACUGUAUGUAGAUAUGUCAGUAUAAUUUUGUCAAUCAUUACGACGGGAAACAUUUUGUGUAGUGUGUUUCAUAUCCAUCUACAUCGUCUAGGACUCCUAGUAGUGAGCUAUUAAUACAUAUAAUUAACAGACGUACUUGCAAGGCAAAGGCAUUUUGUUAUUUGUAGUGUACUUUUAUUGUAGAGAAUGUGUCUGAAAUGUUUAAAGUUAUACUUCCUUCUAUUAAGGCCCACAUUCAUGUGAAUGAAUAUUGCGGCUUUAGGGUAGUGAAGCAAAGUCUACUAUCUUCAUUUCAUUCGUGCUGAAAGAUUCAAACAAUUUUGUAUCGUUUUCAUGACGACACAGUACAAUGUUUUUUGAUGAUAAUAGCGUUUCCAUGUUUGCUAUGUACAGGAAAUGAUAUGCGCUCCUUAUUAAAUGAACAUCAAGAUUGACCUUAUGCUAGGAUAAUAAUAAAGUCAUGUAAAAAGUUUGGUUUUUCAGUACAGCAUUAAAGUUCAACGAAACCUCACCAUUUGUACGGCUGGGUUUUGCGGCAACAUUGACAAUAUAUCAUGUAGACAGAUGAAUUA
This is a messenger RNA of Branchiostoma floridae (Florida lancelet), 2187 nucleotides long. RefSeq names its product cubilin-like. The transcript has 8 exons. The record is from RefSeq and is a predicted model, not a curated record. Bases 140 to 1177 code for a protein of 345 amino acids. NCBI's taxonomy places the organism in Eukaryota, Metazoa, Chordata, Leptocardii, Amphioxiformes, Branchiostomatidae.